Molecule: messenger RNA, 1671 nt
Organism: Sinocyclocheilus rhinocerous
Lineage: Eukaryota; Metazoa; Chordata; Actinopteri; Cypriniformes; Cyprinidae
Gene: pxna
Product: paxillin a
Exons: 11
Coding region: 121-1671 (516 amino acids)
Biological process (GO): substrate adhesion-dependent cell spreading; transforming growth factor beta receptor signaling pathway; endothelial cell migration
Source: RefSeq, a predicted model, not a curated record
CGCGCAGCUCGUGCACUUGACUUAAAAACUUCUCCGCGUGCGAUUGCAGAGCGCGCACGAGACACGACACAUAAAUCACGGGCUCCUGCUCCGGUUCCCGAGUCAGAACCACCGCGAAACAUGGACGACUUAGAUGCUCUUCUCGCGGAUUUGGAGUCCACAACCUCCCACAUUUCCAAACAAGCUGUUUUUCUGCCAGAAGAGACGCCAUAUUCCUACCCCACAGGAAGUGACUCAUAUCAGGACGUGUCCUCCCCACCUCGAGUAGCUUCUCCUCCUGCUCAAACACUGAAUGGAUCUUGGGUAGAAAAGCCAGAAUCGAAGCACUCAUCAACCCAGUCUUUCAGCUCAGCUCCGAAAAGUGCCAGUCCUCGUGUGUCACAGUCUGAAGAAGAGCACGUCUAUAGUUUCCCUAACAAGCAGAAGACUACUGACUCCCCCGCCGCCGUCAUGAGCUCAUUACUGGGCAGUAACCUGUCAGAGCUGGACCGUCUGCUGCUGGAGCUCAACGCUGUACAGCACAGCACACCCGCCUUCCCUACUGAAGAGACCUACCCACCCAAACCAGCCAGCAACGCCCAGCGCUAUGUCCCAGAAAACGGCGUCUCAUCAGUAGUGAAAGCACCUCCUCCUAAGAUAGAGAAACCCAAACGUAAUGCACCCGGACGGGGGAUAGAAGAUGUCACACCCAGUGUGGAGAACCUGCUUAAUGAGUUGGAGAGCUCCGUGCCGGCCCCUGCACCCGCCCCUGCAGUGCCAGUGGUUCCUGAGUUGAGAGAAGUUCAGGAGGAGACCCCCUGCCAACAGCAGGCCAGAAUCUCCGCCUCCUCGGCGACACGAGAACUCGACGAACUCAUGGCCUCACUGUCUGACUUUAAAGUUCAGAGCAAUAUUAUGGCUCAGGGCAAGAGUUCCCCCACCAGCGUUCCAAAGCAGGGGAAUAAACUGGAUAACAUGUUGGGCAGCCUGCAGUCAGACCUCAACCGGCUGGGUGUCCAGACUGUCGCCAAAGGCGUUUGUGGAGCCUGCAAGAAACCCAUCGCUGGUCAGGUGGUGACAGCAAUGGGGCGGACGUGGCAUCCGGAACAUUUCGUGUGUACUCACUGUCAGGAGGAAAUCGGCUCCAAAAACUUCUUUGAGCGAGACGGCCAGCCGUACUGUGAAAAGGACUACCACAGCCUCUUCUCUCCACGCUGUUACUACUGCAACGGACCCAUUCUGGACAGAGUGGUGACCGCAUUAGACAGGACUUGGCAUCCGGAGCAUUUCUUUUGUGCCCAGUGCGGGUCAUUCUUUGGGCCUGAGGGCUUCCAUGAGAAGGAGGGAAAGGCGUACUGUAAGAAGGACUACUUCGACAUGUUUGCCCCCAAAUGUGGCGGCUGUGCUCGUGCCAUCCUGGAGAACUAUAUUUCGGCCCUUAACGCUCUUUGGCACCCUGAGUGUUUUGUCUGCAGGGAGUGUUUCACUCCGUUUGUGAACGGCAGUUUCUUCGAGCAUGAAGGGCAGCCGUACUGUGAGGCUCAUUACCACGAGCACCGCGGCUCCCUCUGCUCCGGCUGUCAGAAACCCAUUACCGGCCGCUGCAUCACCGCAAUGGGCAAGAAGUUUCACCCCGAGCAUCUAUUUCGCUUCUUUUCUCCCCUGGCCACAUCAGAGUUUGCUCAGCCCUGA